Molecule: messenger RNA, 1388 nt
Organism: Sorex fumeus (smoky shrew)
Lineage: Eukaryota; Metazoa; Chordata; Mammalia; Eulipotyphla; Soricidae
Gene: FFAR4
Product: free fatty acid receptor 4
Exons: 3
Coding region: 51-1136 (361 amino acids)
Biological process (GO): G protein-coupled receptor signaling pathway
Cellular component (GO): membrane
Molecular function (GO): G protein-coupled receptor activity; peptide binding
Source: RefSeq, a predicted model, not a curated record
CUCCCUGAUGUGCGCUCCGCAGAGGGCAGUGGGCCUCCGGGGCGCCGGGCAUGCUCCUUGAACGCGCUGGGGCGGCGGGCCCUGGGCCCCCGCACAGCCUGGAGCGGCUCAACCGCACCCGCUUCCCCUUCUUCUCCGACGUCAAGGGCGACCACCGACUGGUGCUGAGCGCCGUGGAGACGGCGGUGCUGGCGCUCAUCUUCGCCGUGUCCGUGCUGGGCAACGUGUGCGCCCUGGUGCUGGUGGCGCGCCGACGGCGCCGCGGCACCACCGCCUGCCUGGUGCUCAACCUCUUCUGCGCCGACCUGCUCUUCGCCAGCGCGAUCCCGCCCGUGCUGGCCGUGCGCUGGACCGAGGCCUGGCUGCUGGGCCCCGUCGCUUGCCACCUGCUCUUCUACGUGAUGAGCCUGAGCGGCAGCGUCACCAUCCUCACGCUGGCGGCCGUCAGCCUGGAGCGCAUGGUGUGCAUCGUGCGCCUGCAGCGCGGGGUGCGGGGCCCGGGCCGGCGGCUGCGGGGCGCGCUGCUCGCGCUCAUCUGGGGCUUCUCGGCCGUGGCCGCGCUGCCGCUCUGCGUCUUCUUCCACGUCGUGCAGCAGCGGCUCCCGGGCGCCGACCAGGAAAUUCCAGUUUGCACACUGAUUUGGCCCAGCAUUGCCGGAGAAAUCUCUUGGGAUGUGUUAUUUGUUACUGUGAACUUCUUGGUGCCAGGAUUACUCAUUGUGAUUGGUUACUCCAAAAUUUUACAGAUCACCAAGGCAUCAAGGAGAAGGCUGACUGUGAACAUGGCAUAUUCGGAAAGUCACCAGAUCCGAGUGUCCCAACAAGACUUCAGGCUCUUUCGCACCCUCUUCCUGCUCAUGAUCUCCUUCUUCAUCAUGUGGAGUCCCAUCAUCAUCACCAUCCUCCUCAUCUUGAUCCAGAAUUUCAAGCAAGACCUAGUCAUCUGGCCAUCCCUUUUCUUCUGGGUGGUGGCCUUCACCUUCUCCAACUCUGCCCUAAAUCCCAUUCUUUAUAACAUGUCACUGUUCAGGAAUGAAUGGAGGAAAAUUUUUCACUGCUUCUUCUCCUCAGAAAAGGGAGCCAUGUUUACAGACACGUCUGUCCGGAGAAAUGAUUUAUCUAUUAUUUCCAACUAGUUCAUGUUUCUCUUUACACAGAACCUGUCACUCUUUGGCAAGCCCUGGAAUUUUUUUUUAUUAAAGGACCUUUGUUUCUAACACCCUACUUUAUGAAAAUGUAACCUACGCAAAAAUUCAUUUACAGUGCCUGUAAAUUAAGGGGUGAUCAGUGUAACAAUUUUAUCCUUCAUAAGAGGACUUUUAAUGAGUUCCCUUAAAUAUGAACUUUUGCAGUGUGUUUAUAACAUGAUGGCAUUUAAUAAAUUUUUA